This is a messenger RNA of Sclerotinia sclerotiorum 1980 UF-70, 1062 nucleotides long. RefSeq lists its product as hypothetical. The record is from RefSeq and is a predicted model, not a curated record. Lineage: Eukaryota; Fungi; Ascomycota; Leotiomycetes; Helotiales; Sclerotiniaceae. The transcript is spliced from 2 exons. The coding region runs from base 1 to 1062 and encodes 353 amino acids.
AUGGCCCUUAAGCUGUCGAUUGCAGUUUUCCUCCUGCGCCUUUCAAAUUUGCCAAUGCACCGCUACAUCAUUCUCGGUACUCUCGUGGUGUGCGAAAUUGGAGGCAUCUUUUAUUUCCUCGUCUUCAUCUUCCAAUGUCAGCCUUCCAACUAUUUCUGGACGAAGUAUACGGGUGGAACAGGGAAGUGUAUAAAUGCAAAUAUCCCGGUCGAUGCGGGAUAUGCAUAUAGUGCUAUUACAUGCGCUACCGACUGGAUUUUGAGUCUCAUUCCGAUUUGGGUGGUAUGGAAUUUACAGAUGACGCCGAGAGAUAAGAUCAGUGUAGCUAUAAUUCUAGCUAUGGGUGCUGUUGCCUCAACCGCAACCAUAAUCCGGAUCCCUUACCUGCACGACCUCUCCAACAUCGCUGAUUUCCUCUUCGCGACCGUCGAUAUAGCUAUCUGGUCUACUGCAGAAACAGGUAUCGGCAUCACAGCCUGCUCAGUUGCCACUCUACGCCCUCUCUUCCGCAGUUUCUUUGCACGAACCAAAAUGUUCGGUAGCUCGACAAAAGGACCUAGCAAUCCGAGUAACGCCUGGGGCGGCUACGGAGAUACCAAAGGUAGUGGAUAUAUCAAGCAAAAGAGCCUCAACGAUGGAGGAUCUAGAAUUGCCAGCUCAGGGGAAGAUGUCGAGGAUUUUAAACUCAGAGAUGAUAUACCUUUGCAUUCGGGCGUCACGACUACAAUCGUCACUGGGAAACAGAAGGGUACUGAUUUUUUCGACGAUACUUCAGAUGAUAGUUCGCAACGACAUGAUGAUCGAAAAGCACAUGAUAUUGAUUUGGAACUGGGGCACGAGAGAGAUUCGCGAGCGCAGGAUUUAAAGGGGAGAGUGCAUAGUAAACGCAUUUCUAAACAUGCGGCUAAAUGGAGUGGAGGAAAAGGAAGAAUUAGAGAUACGAGUGAUGCGAGGAGUUUGAGUAGUGAAGAGGAUCCCUCUUGGGGUAUGGGGAUUACGAAAACGAUUAAUACUAAGAUUAGUAGUGUGCGGAUGAGUAGAGUGGGUGGAGGGAAGGGAUAA